UUGACUUCUACGUUUACGUUUACGUUUGUGUUUUCUCAUUUAUAAAGAAGAAAAUGCUUUACACUUAUCCUCUUUUGCAUUUAAAAACUUCUCUUGCUUUUGUUCUAUGUUCUUGAUGAUUCCUAAGUUAUUGACACCAAGAUACUGCCAAUAUAUAUAACCCAUGACUUAAAGUUUCUUCCUUUGAACUAUCUGCAAAUCAAUUUUCCCAUUUUCUUUCUGUUAUCUGAAAAUGGGAAACUGUCUUUCAAUCUCGGAUGCAUCAGAAAAGAUUCUCAAAGCACUUCCCAUCGACACUGCCUUUAAGUUUCCAUCACCAUUGCCUUAUUUCACUCAAGGUGGUGAGUUUGCGAAAGGAACCAUUGACUUGGGAGGUCUAGAGGUUAGCCAAAUCUCGACGUUUAACAAGGUUUGGUCUACUUAUGAAGGAGGACCAGACAACCUCGGUGCUACCUUCUUUGAACCAUCCUCGAUCCCUUCCGGUUACUCCGUUCUCGGUUACUACGCUCAACCAAACAACCGUCAACUAUUCGGUUGGGUACUCAUAGCUAGAGAUCUCUCAGGCAACAACACAUUGAAACCCCCUGUAGAUUACACCCUUGUCGGAAACACCGAGUCGCUCAAGAUCAAACAAGACGGACCUGGCUAUUUCUGGCAGCCUGUGGCCCCUGAUGGAUAUCAAGCUAUUGGUCUAAUAGUCACAAACUCUUCACAAAAGCCUCCUCUAGACAAACUAAGCUGUGUUCGGUCGGACUUAACCGAACAAUGUGAAGCUGAUACAUUGAUAUGGGAUUCGAACGGAGUCAAAGUCUCGAGCCUCAGACCAACCAUUAGAGGAACACAAGCUACAGGGGUCUUUGUAGGUACAUUCACAUGGCAACCUCAAAACACAUCUCCUCCAUCUUUAUCUUGCUUGAAGAACACGAAACUAAACUUCUCUACAAUGCCUAAUGGGUCCCAAACCGGAGUCUUGUUCAACACGUAUUCUCCAUUGAUAUAUCUCCACCCAGACGAAGAAUACCUACCUUCCUCUGUUAACUGGUACUUCAGCAACGGUGGCUUGCUUUACAAGCGAGGCGAAGAAUCAAACCCUAACCCUAUCGAACCUAACGGUACGAAUCUUCCACAAGGCGGAGCUAACGAUGGAUCAUACUGGCUAGACCUUCCUAUAGACAAAAAGGGCAAAGAGAGUGUGAAGAAAGGUGACUUGCAGAGCACGCAAGCGUAUCUCCACAUCAAACCAAUGCUCGGAGCAACGUUUACAGACAUAGCCACAUGGAUAUGUAAGUAAGGACAGCCCAAUGGGCCACGAAGAAAAGAAGAAGAUGACGGGCCCAGAGCAGAAACAGAGUAAGACAAAACAAAGAGAGACGUUGAGGAAGAAGACGAGCUCGAGUACGGAAAAGGAGACGCUCUCUCUCUGUAACAGAUUUGAUCCUUUGUGUGACUGAUCUAUGACAGCUGUGUAAAGCUGUGGAUAGGAUCUAGAUUGUUCUCAAGGUCUGUAUAAAAAGAGUUGUAAUGUGAGUGUAAGAAGGCAAGCAAAAUAAGAGUAAAACGUUUAAGAAAUCUCUCUCAGUUUAUAUCUUUAUCAUGGUAUCAGAGCUGCAGUCGAUCUGUGGACUCAAAAAAAAAAAAAAAAAAGUGUCACCUUGAUUUAUGCUUCUGUCAAACCGACAAUACUCACCCAGACAGCUUUAAGCUUCCGACAAACAGAUCCAGACAAGAAGAAAGUUUCUUCUUUCUCAAGUGCUCGUGUCUUCAUUCUUCUCAAGCAUUGGCGGGCUCCAGGAGUAACAGCCGACCAGAAGAAGACCGUCGCGGAGCAUCUUGCCAGCGUCUUCCCUCACCGGAAAAAAAAAAAACUGAGACUUGGUUUCUCUUCUCACAAAGGCAGAAGUUUUAUGUCUCCUCUUCAACAUUGAUCUUCAGUAGAUGCAAUACUCCAAGGUGCUUUGCUGGGACGACCUCAUAAGGGGCCAGAAAGAAAGAGGACUUCAUCUUCUUGAAAAUUCAGCUUCCACACCAUUAUCCACGGUAUCAUCUAUGUUUCUCUCAUUUGCGACAGAGGAUGGAAAAUUGUUGUGUCUUGGAUUGUCUUGCUGGCUGGUUUAGAUUCAUAGGUCUGGAACCUGAAGUUAAAUGAGUAGGCUGCGGUUGGUUAUAACAAUGGGUUUAUGGCAGCAAGUCUGGUUUUGUUAAAGCACACAAGCUGUUCGCUGAAAUGCCAACGAGACAAUCAGAUUGUUUAAAGACAGAGUUUUGGUGCUAUAUUGAUGGGAAUCAGAGAGUUAUAGGAUGGUUUAGUAAGUGUGGAAAGAGAGUUUGCUUCUUCAUAAGACAUAGUAAGAAAUAGGUAAAGUAAGCCUAGAUUCAUAGUGAGACAAAAAGGUCACAAUUAUACCUCUGAGUGAGAUCAACUAAGCUCUCCAAGUUCAAAAGAAACCUCUGAGUGAAGCCAUGUGAUACUCUCCAAGUAUAGGCCUGAAUAGAUCUCACACUUAGUUUGUUUUCCAUGAAGAAGAAGAGCCAUUUGCCUACACUACAAGCAUCCUACUUCAACUCGUCAUGUCUCCUUUAAAGCCAUCUUCAGGUGCAUUCAAACUUGUCAGCUUGGUACUCACCCGCUGCCAAGUUUGCGGGGGGAGUAUUGAAGUGAAGCCCAAACCAAUGUUAAGCAGCCCAAUAGUAUGUCAUAGUCCAUAUGUUUAGGGUUCUUUCCUAAUGCAUAUAUAUAUGAGUUAUGUCUUUCUAUCUCGGUAACUAAGGCUGCGGUUUGUGCAGCCAAAACCAUAUCUUUAUGAAUAUCAUUUCAGAAUCA
Messenger RNA from Raphanus sativus (radish), 2821 nucleotides. RefSeq lists its product as hypothetical. The coding region runs from base 233 to 1291 and encodes 352 amino acids. The record is from RefSeq and is a predicted model, not a curated record. NCBI's taxonomy places the organism in Eukaryota, Viridiplantae, Streptophyta, Magnoliopsida, Brassicales, Brassicaceae. The transcript is spliced from 2 exons.